UCGAUGAUGCAUUAAUGAUAUUGUCGGAUAGGUAUAUUACCCAGGUAAGAAUCAAUACCGCUGAAUAGCGCCACAACACCUCGGUUCAGAAGUACAAUACACUUUGGAAUACGUCCUAUCCUGGUCUGAAACAACGGUCACCUGAAACAAUGAACGGGUCAUCAAACACAGACCUAUAAAGAGAUACCUCGAAGUGGCGUGGUCAUGCAGAAAGGUUUAUUGUGGCAAUAGAAGGAUUCUCAUUCCUUGCCAGACAGAAUAGCAGCAGCCAUUUUGAACAUAGACAAAUUGUCAAAAGAUAAACACGUACCUUGCUGUCGACUUGGGUAAAUAACUCACCUGUCCCCACAGGAAUCAUUGCAUACGGCUGCUGGAACAAACCAAACAGGCAGAAUGGCGAUAACAGCAGAGCAACAAAAGCUUAUAGAUGAGACAUUUGAAGGACUUGCGGAGGAGCAGAUUGAGGAAUACAAGAUGGCAUUCCGCGUAUUCGAUAAGGAUGGAGACGGUACUGUGUCGGCGGAUGAACUGGGAACUGUGAUGAGAUCCCUGGGGGAGAACCCAACCGAAGAGGAACUAGAGGCACUGGUCCUCGAGGUGGACACAGACGGUAACGGAACUAUUGAGUUCGACGAGUUCGUGCGGAUGAUGAAGAAGAAAGACGCCAACAAAGGAAGUCCGGAAGAAAUAUUCGAGGCGUUCAAAGUGUUUGACCGCGAAAACAGAGGUUUCAUUACUGCUGAUGAGCUUCGUCACAUCAUGACAAAUCUCGGCGACAAGCUCCCGGAUGAAGAUGUUGAUGAAAUGAUAGAGCUUGCAGAUUUAGAUGGCGACGGUACAAUUGAAUAUGAAGAAUUUGUAAAAAUGUUGGCAAAUCCUGAAGGAUCUCAGACAAGAGACAUUCAAUUUAUUAUCAUGUGUACAAAAGAACACCUGGCAAAUCUUGCGGCGCUUCAGAGCCUGACGGAGGAACAGGUAGCCGAGAUACGGGAGGCUUUCAGUGUGUUUGACAAGAAUGGGGAUGGCAUCGUGUCGUUGAAAGAGUUGGGGACAGUGAUGAGGUCACUAGGACAGAACCCGACAGACGCCGAGGUACAGGACAUGAUCAACGAAGUGGAUGCGGACGGGAAUGGCACUAUCGAGUUUGUAGAGUUCGUGAAUAUGAUGAAGAGAAAGAUUGACACCAUUGACGACGCCGAGGAGGUCAGACAGGCCUGGCGGGUAUUUGACCGUGAUAGUCAAGGAUUCAUUCACGUGGACGAGAUGAGAUAUGUGCUGACCAGUCUGGAAGAGGUUGAUGUGUCUAUUGAGGAGGUGGACGAGUUGUUAGAGGUUGCUGACAAAGAUGGAGAUGGUCUCCUUGAGUAUGACGGUAAGAUGUAUCCGUCAAACAUUUUGAUAUUAAAUAGUACCAAUUAUAAUAUCAUGAAAAUGGAACAUCUCUCACAGGAACAAAUAGAUGAAUUCAAGGAGGCGUUUAAGAUAUUUGACCGUGACGGAGACGGUACGGUGGAUGUAGUGGAGCUUGGAACGGUGAUGAAGUCUCUGGGGCAGGAACCGACGGAACAGGAAAUCAGGGACAUGAUCAACGAAGUCGACAAUGAUCAGAGUGGCUCAAUCGAGUUCCCAGAGUUUCUACAGUUGAUGUCGAAGAAAAUGAACGACACGGAUACAGAGCAGGAAAUCAAAGAUGCGUUUAAGGUGUUUGAUUCGAACGCGAGGGGGUACAUCACGGCCAUAGAACUGAAGGACAUUAUGACCACUCUGGGCGAGAAACUGACCGACGAGGAGACGGACGAAAUGAUCCAAUAUUCCCACGCGGACCUCGAAGGCCACAUCAACUACGUCGAGUUCGUACGGUUGAUGACAGCGCCGUGAGGCUGUAUAUAAAAUGAAUUACACUGUGGUUUGGAAAUAUGCCUAGGAUGAACAUCAUAGACACACUUAUACAUAGAUACGUCAUAAAUCGAGUGUACGCAAUCAUUUUCACACUGAAAUAAAGUUCCUUUCCUAACCUUUUGCUCGUGUUUGCGAGGAGAGCGUUUGACUUGUAGACAUGGAUUCGUGGUAAACCCACGACAGGAGUGUUUCAGUAUCAGACAAGGAAGUAAGGUGCCGUGGGUUUUCAAUGGAGCAUGACGGAACACUGCAGGGAAGCUUCAUGAGAUGUUAAUGACGUCAUACGUUUUCUACAUCAUGAAUUAGAGUCGUGUAAUGUAUCUUUAACGAUUUGGAUAUUCAUUAAAGAGAUACAAAUAAAUCAAACAGUUGUGGAUUCUCUUUUGCUGCAGCACUGUAAAAUAACAUCAGCAAUACGAUAUAUACAUAUAAAUCAAAUCAUGAUGUGCGUUUCCUGCUGCAGCACUGUAAAAUGAUAAUCGUCCACGACAGAUGUAUAAAACAUAGCGCCUAAAAUGUCCAGAGGAGGGUGUUUUUUUGUUGUUUUUUUACUUAUAUCAGCAUUUAGGAAAAAUCAGGCAGACAUUUCAAAAAGAUAAUUUGUUGUACUUCUGGAAGAAAGUUAUUAAAGACUGUUUUCUGAA
Molecule: messenger RNA, 2543 nt
Organism: Mizuhopecten yessoensis (Yesso scallop)
Lineage: Eukaryota; Metazoa; Mollusca; Bivalvia; Pectinida; Pectinidae
Product: calcium-binding protein LPS1-alpha-like
Exons: 16
Coding region: 394-1878 (494 amino acids)
Molecular function (GO): calcium ion binding; enzyme regulator activity
Source: RefSeq, a predicted model, not a curated record